This is a messenger RNA of Microplitis demolitor, 382 nucleotides long. It is a transcript of the gene Tom7, whose product is annotated as mitochondrial import receptor subunit TOM7 homolog. Gene Ontology annotation, biological process: protein import into mitochondrial matrix. Gene Ontology annotation, cellular component: mitochondrial outer membrane translocase complex. NCBI's taxonomy places the organism in Eukaryota, Metazoa, Arthropoda, Insecta, Hymenoptera, Braconidae. The record is from RefSeq and is a predicted model, not a curated record. The coding region runs from base 144 to 308 and encodes 54 amino acids. The transcript has 3 exons.
CUCUUUCUACUUGUGACUGGUACAUACUUGUCUCUGACAGGCUCUGAUACAAAACUAAACUUGCUAUUAUUCAAGCACGUUGGUGAUAAAAAUAAAAUUUAAUUAAUUAUACCAAAUUAAUAUUUCCUCUUAAAAUUUUAAUAAUGGCAAUGACACCAAGAACAAAACAAAAAGUAUCAACAGUGUUAGAAAUUACAAAAACUGUCUUUCACUGGGGUUUCAUACCUACAGUCAUAUAUUUAGGCUUUCGAAAAGGUGCUGAUCCUGGUAUGACACCAUUAACAUUAAUGAGCUUAUUAUGGUAUUAAGAAAAUACAAUUGAUAUAAUUAUCCAAAUUAUAAAAGUUAUUUACGAUUAAUAAAAUAAACAAAUAAAAAAUAA